AGUAGCAUCAGUAAUGCUCUGAUGAACCUACCGUCGAAGCGAAAAUUACAAAAAAACUAUUGCCGCAAUGGAUCGUUGGUUGAAUCGUGUUGCCGUCGUCACUGGAGCCAGUUCUGGUAUUGGAUCUGCCUGCUGCAAGGAUUUGGUUGCCAAGGGCAUGGUCGUUGUUGGACUGGCCCGCCGCGAGGAACGACUUCAGGAGCUUAAGGCAUCGCUACCAAAAGAUCAGCAGUCCCGUUUCCAUGGACGAAAGUGUGACGUAGCCGUCGAGAAGCAGGUUGUUGAUGUAUUCGCUUGGAUCGACAAGACUCUGGGUGGGGCUGACGUAUUGGUCAACAAUGCUGGCAUCCUUGGUAAGUAUCAAAUCACAGAUGCAAACAACUCUGCCGAUCUUCGCGCUGUCCUGGACACCAAUGUCCUUGGAGUUUCGUGGUGCACCCGCGAAGCAUUCCUCUCGCUACAGCGCCGCAAAGUCAACGAUGGCCAUGUGGUGAUCAUCAGCAGCAUUGUGGGGCAUAUCGUGCCAGUGGUAGAAGGCCUAAACUGGAACAUGUAUGUACCCUCCAAGCAUGCUAUCACCGGUCUGACUGAGGUGCUGCGACAGGAGUUUCAGCGGAAGAAGACCGGGACCAAGAUAACAAGCAUUUGCCCCGGUGUGGUCGACACUGAGAUCCUUGAUAACAUCAAAGCUGCAGUGACAGAACGCCCAAUGCUCCGCUCAGAGGACGUGGCCGAUGCGGUGACCUACUGCAUCCAGACCCCACCUGGUGUACAGAUUCACGAACUAAAAAUCAAGCCAGUGGGCGAAACGUUUUAAUUACUUGUAUAACAGCAGGCAGUUGGCUGCUUCAACACAAGUUGGGAAGGGAUUGCUGUGCUAUACAUGCACAAAACACUACAGGAUUCCCAAGGUUCAUUUCGGUUGUGUAAAUAAACGAUAAGAUUUUGAUCAGGCUUCAAGAUGUGCAAAUAAACAAAUGAUCGUAUCGUUAUCAUAUAAUAAU
Messenger RNA from Drosophila miranda, 1004 nucleotides. Its product is annotated as farnesol dehydrogenase-like. Bases 68 to 817 code for a protein of 249 amino acids. The record is from RefSeq and is a predicted model, not a curated record. The transcript is spliced from 2 exons. NCBI's taxonomy places the organism in Eukaryota, Metazoa, Arthropoda, Insecta, Diptera, Drosophilidae.